Messenger RNA from Gadus macrocephalus (Pacific cod), 4128 nucleotides. RefSeq names its product filaggrin-like. Lineage: Eukaryota; Metazoa; Chordata; Actinopteri; Gadiformes; Gadidae. The record is from RefSeq and is a predicted model, not a curated record. The transcript is spliced from 2 exons. Bases 66 to 4058 code for a protein of 1330 amino acids.
CCACCCCCGGACAACAAACCCCUUAUCCCCCCGGCAACAAAGCUCAGUUUGACCCCGGACACAUCAUGGAGCUGAUACCCAACCCGGGUUUCCAUGGUGACCCGGGUUUCUGCACUGACUCGGACACCAAGGUAGGAGGAGACCGAGGAGGAGAGGAGGAGGAGGAGGAGGAGGAGGUCGACUUCGCAGAGGAGGUCGGAGAAGAUGCCUUGCUCAUGGGCGGCGAUGAAGAGGGAGGGUCGGAUGAGGAGGGCGCCUGGGACUCGUCGGGGGAGACCGCGGUACCUCCUCCCUAUGAUGGAGAGCCGGAGGAGGACGAUGAGGCGGAGUGGGGAGGUGCACCGGUGGCGGUGGAGCAAGGGGAGGAAGGGUGGAUAGUAGGGGUGGAAGUCCCUGAGGAAGCGGGGGAGGAGUGGGAGGGGGGAGAGCAAGUGCGAGAGGUGGGGUCCCUCGAUGAACAGACACAGGUUCAGGGAGAGAGAGAGAGUGAAAGAGAGAGUGAAAGUGAGAGAGAGGGGAGAGUCGGAGAGAGAGUUUGGCCAGACUUUUCAGAGCCUCAACUCGAUCCACAUCCACCAAUCGACGAAGACCUUAAGGAGGAAGAAGACUGUGGAGAAGACGAAAGCAAUACAACAGAACUGAGCCGACUACAGAUUGGCUCGGUCGCCGAUGAGGUCCCAUCUGAGUCUGAGAAGCUCAGAGUCCUCCCCGACAUUGACCAAACCACCAACACCGACAGAGACGCCAUUUGCGUCGCAAACUCCGGGCACUCGCACCAUGCUGGGGUCGAACCCAUCCAACCCACAGAGGAUGCCAGGCGAAAUAUCCGGGUCACCGUAAUGACCUGCGCGGUCGUCGACGUCCACGCUGAAUCGAGUACGGAUCCCCCGUCAGUUCUCGAUGAGGAACCGGACAUCGGCGGGAGAGCCGCGCUGAUGGAUCAGCGGACAGGACAAGGAGAGUUCGGGAACGACGUCUCAGAGUUGCAACCGCCGAUCGAAGGGGGAGAGAGUCAGCCAAAGGUGGGAGUGGGAGUGAGUGAGUCGAUGGAGGAAGUGAGAGAGUGUCCACCGAUGGUGGGAGUGAGGGAGUGUCUUCCCACGAUAGGAGGAGUGGGGGAGUGUCAUCCGACAAUGAGAGGGGGAGAGAGUGGAGCAUGGGUAGAGGAGCAACAACCGAGGACAGAGGUGGGGUCCAGGGAGAAGGAGGGGGAGGAGGAGGAGGAGGAGGAGGAGGAGAAGGAGCACCUGACAAGGACAGAGGGAGAGAUGGGGCAGAGGAACGGAGCAAAGAAGGAGGAGAAGAAGGAGGAGGAGGAGGAUCGACAAGUGGAGGUUAAUACCCUCAGCGACACAGAGGGAGAGGUAAAUUGGACCAGACAGCGGGCGGAUAAUGAGGUUAAGGAGGCGAUGGCAGGUGGGAGAGAGGAAGAGGAACAGUCCGGGACAGAAGGUUCAGGGAUUGGCAAUCGGGAAGCUCGGACCUUGAACCAAGACACUUCCAUGCCGGGUUUGCCUGAUGUUCAGUUGCCUCGGACGUCCACAGGGGCAGGGAGGGAAGGCCUGACUGGAGAUGGUCGCGGGGAGGGGCGAAGCAUCGUGGAGGAGGCGGUCGUGAUGGAGAGAGUACCAGGUGAUGUACAGCAGGCGGUGAAACCAGAAGAUGUUCCAAGCACCAAUCCCCUGCCUGCAGAAGGAGACGAAGGUACACAACCGCUGGGUGGGAGGGUGAAGGAGGUGGAGAGUAAGAAGGACAACAGGGUCCAGGCAGAGGGGGAGAUGGAGGGAGUGGCAGGGGAUGAGAGGCAGGCGGUGGAUCCAGAAGUUGAGGUUCCCUGCUCCAUGCCCCGGCCUGCAGAAGGAGACGGAGGCAGAGAGGCAUCCAUCGAUGUGGGGAGUGAGGAGGGGAACAACAGACUGGGGGUCCGGUAUGCAGAGGGGGAGAUGGACGGAGGAGAGCUGGAGAAGGAGACAGAGCCGGUGACGGUCCUUGACGACGAGAUCGAGACCACAGAGGAGGCGGGAAGCCCUCCAGAGCUCGAUCAGUCGAAGCCGGAAGAGAUCACAGCCUCGGCUGAGGAGAUGGUUGCUGGGAGCGACCAUCACACCGCCUCAAUUGAGGUGACGGUUGCCGGGGGCGACCAUCAUACCUCCUCGGCUGAGGAGACGGUUGCCGGGGGCGACCAUCACACCGCCUCGGCUGCGGAGACAGUUGCCGGGGGCGACCAUCACACCGCCUCGGCUGAUCCGACGGUUGCCGGGGACGACCAUCACACCGCCUCGGCUGAGCCGACGGUUGCCGGGGGCGACCAUCACACCGCCUCGGCUGAGCCGACGGUUGCCAGGGGCGACCAUCACACCGCCUCAUCUGCGGAGACGGUUGCCGGGAGCGACCAUCACACCGCCUCGGCUGAGGAGACAACGGUUGCCGGGGGCAACCAUCAGACCUCAGCUGAAGAGACGGUUGACGACGAGAUCAAGACCACAGAGGAGGGGGGAAGCCCUCCAGAGCUCGAUCAGUCGAAGCCGGAAGAGAUCACAGCCUCGGCUGAGGAAACGGUUGCUGGGGGCAACCAUCACACCGCCUCAACUGAGGUGACGGUUGCCGGGGGCGACCAUCAUACCGCCUCGGCUGCAGAGACAGUUGCCGGGGGCGACCAUCAUACCGCCUCGACUGAGGAGACAACGGUUGCCGGGGGCGACCAUCACACCGCCUCGGCUGAGGAGACAACGAUUACCAGGGGCAACCAUCAGACUGCCUCAGCAGAAGAGACGGUUGACGACGAGAUCGAGACCACAGAGGAGGAGGGAAGCCCUCCAGAGCUCGAUCAGUUGAAGCCGGAAGAGAUCACAGCCUCGGCUGAGGAGACGGUUGCUGGGGGCGACCAUCACACCGACUCAACUGAGGUGAUGAUUGCCGGGGGCGACCAUCACACCGCCUCGGCUGCGGAGACGGUUGCCGGGGGCGACCAUCACACCGCCUCGGCUGAGCCGACGGUUGCCGGGGGCGACCAUUACACCGCCUCGGCUGAGCCGACGGUAGCCGGGGGUGACCAUCACACCGCCUCAGCUGAGGCGACGGUUACCGGGGGCGACCAUCACACCGCCUCGGCUGCGGAGACGGUUGCCGGGGGCGAUCAUCACACCGGCUCGGCUGGGGAGACAGCGGUUGCCGUGGGCGACCAUCACACCGCCUCAGCUGAGGAGACAAUGAUUACCUGUGGCAACCAUCAGACCGCCUCAGCUGAAGAGACGGUUGCCAGGGGCAAUCGCAUUGCAUCAGUUGAGACAACAGUUGCCGAGGGCGACCCUCACCCAGCCGACAACGCCGUCAAAGAUGGAGUGAAAGACGAGGAAAGAGAGGAGGAGGAGAAACAGCAGGAGGCGAUCAGAGCAGAGGAUGAGGAGCUGGAGAGGAGAGACAAGGAGCUCAAGGAUAUCAUGGAGAACGGGAUCCGGAGUUUGGACAGACUAAAGACCCUCGCCCCGAUCAGAAGGGAGUCAGGGAGCCGCCGGGGGUCCGGCAAGGUGCUGGCCCCCCUGAGGAACGACACCGACUGGAUCAAGCAAGACCAGCGCUCCCAAGAGGAGAACGACGAGGAGCCGAAGGAGGAGAGGGGGGAGGUGAGGGGCCUCGAGAGGGAGAGGGAAACUCCAGAGCCCGGAGACCGAGCGAAGGAUGGCGGCACCCCCAAGGACCCGGCGAGAAGCCCCGGAGCGCAGGAGGUAAGGUAUCUAGACACUCUCUUUCCACCUCCCCGCUCUCUCUUUCUCUCUCUCUCUCUCUCUCUCUCUCUCUCUCUCUCUCUCUCUCUCUCUCUCUCUCUCUCUCUCUCUCUCCCCCUCUCUCUCCCACUCCCUAUAUCUCUACUCCUCUCUUUUCCACUCCCCCUAUCUCUCUCCUCAUCCCCCCUCUCUCCCUCUCGCUCUCACACUUGCUCUCUCUCCCUCUCCCUCUCCCUCUCCGUCUCCCCAAUCUCCUCCAAACAUCAGAUGACUUUCCCAAGCUCAUCUAUGUUUCUGUAUCUAUCCUUCAUUCAAAUAAACCUUCAAAUAUGAUCAACUGGACUGUGUGCAAAAGCUGCAAAACAACGUAUAGAGCAGCGCUAGUUGCAGAUUGUACACCAUU